Molecule: messenger RNA, 1317 nt
Organism: Melitaea cinxia (Glanville fritillary)
Lineage: Eukaryota; Metazoa; Arthropoda; Insecta; Lepidoptera; Nymphalidae
Gene: nvd
Product: cholesterol 7-desaturase nvd
Exons: 8
Coding region: 1-1317 (438 amino acids)
Biological process (GO): chlorophyll biosynthetic process; cholesterol metabolic process
Cellular component (GO): chloroplast
Molecular function (GO): 2 iron, 2 sulfur cluster binding; chlorophyllide a oxygenase activity
Source: RefSeq, a predicted model, not a curated record
AUGGCUAUUAAAGAUAUCAUAAGCGGAAGAAACUGUCAAGAAGCAAAGACUGACGAAUUUACCUUGAUAAACGUGACAAUCGGUGCUGCUAUUAGCGUUUUCGAAUUUUCGUUAAAGUAUUUUAAAGUUUUACUAUUGAUUUCAAUUUUAUUUGUUGUUAUAUAUAUUUUCUACAAAGCGUACUGUAGUCCCGUAUUUUACUCUAAGGAAUUGUCAGACGUAGGUUUUAAUCAUUUACCGAAGGGUAAAGACAGAACAUUACACGUUAUAAGCGCGCAGAAAGCACGGAGAUUUGGAACUAAAUUACCCCCUCCUUAUCCAAACGGGUGGUUUUCCCUGGUGGAAAGCAGAGAUUUAAGAGUUGGUGGCGUGGUGGCGGUUGAUGCGUUAGGUCUGAAUCUCUGCGUCUACAGAGGCGAAGAUGGGACAGUGCGUGUAGUGGAUGCGUAUUGUCCCCAUUUGGGUGCAAAUUUAGCAAUAGGGGGUACGGUCUGCGGUAAUUGUAUCGAGUGUCCCUUCCACCAGUGGAAGUUUGGAGAAAAUGGUCAAUGCGUCAGCAUACCUAACACGAGUACAGUGCCAAAAGGCAUAUCAAUAAAGACAUACCUAUCAAUGGAGGUAGAUGGUUCUGUGUGGAUCUGGUACGACGCUGAAGGUCGACAUCCUCUGUGGACUGUUGAGGAGUUAGAGGAAACAAAGAAUUGGGGAUACCGAGGCAGAAAUGAGUUCUAUGUAAAUGCUCAUAUUCAAGAGAUUCCAGAAAAUGGUGCAGACGUGGCUCAUCUGAACGCAGUACACAACGUCUCUUUACUGACUGACGUCGGAUAUAAAUAUCCAGUUUUAGAAAAUAUUAUUGGUCAUCAUAAUUGGAGCGCAGAGUGGUCUAAGGGCGAAGCGGAUCAUUUGGCUCAAAUAAAAAUCGCUCAACAAUACUUAAUAAUGAAGUUUGAUAUCUUCCCCAUCGACGUUACCGUAAAUCAGAUAGGACCAGCUCAUGUGCGUCUCCGCUUCUCCUGCCCGCUGGGUCCUAUGAUGGUGAUACAGUCCGUCACUCCAAUGUCUCCGCUGUUACAGAAAGUUGUACAUCGCGUGUACUCACCUAACUAUAACGCGGUUGUUGGCGCUUCUUUAGUAAGAUUCGAGGCUUAUCAAUUCGAGAGAGACGUGGCUAUAUGGAAUAAUAAGCGAUACGUCAGCUCACCCGUUUACGUCAAAAGUGAUAAAGCUAUUCGCUCAUUUAGGACGUGGUUUUCACAGUUUUACAGCGAAAAGAGCUUAUCAAUGAGAGAUGCUUUGCAGAAUUCGCUCGAUUGGUAA